CUGACAGGUGCCACGCUGCCCCCACGCAACUUACACACGCUCGCGAACACAAUCUUUUGUUUAUAACACUUGUUGGUACUCAAAGUUCAGUGUUUAAGAAAAAUCUUUAAACAGUUUUACUUAGUUUAUUGUACUUAAAAUAAAAUGUGAACAUAUAAAGUGUCGUGAAAGUGUACGGAGAAAAUACCGGCUCCAGCAGUCAUGUCCACAAGUACGAUUUGAAUGCAAAAUUUGCCUCAAAGUACGUUUUCUUACAAUUCCGUGUGGAUUUCUGUGGUGUGAUAACUAGUUAAGAAGUCUUCGUAUUAAGGAGGAGGCGAGCGCUAGGUGUGGGCAGGAUGAUGGACUGCCUAUGCCCUGCGCCGCGCGCGCUUGCCUGCCGCGUCGUUUUGUUGGACGAAAGGGAGCUGCUGCACGAAAUGCAGGACAACAGCACCGGCCAAGCGCUCCUCGACGUGGUGUUUAGGCAUUUAGAUCUUUUAGAAACAGCUUAUUUCGGUCUUCGCUAUGUGGAUCAAGAUAACCAAACGCACUGGUUGGACGCGGGCCGGAAGCUCCGACGCCAGCUUCGUGGCUCCGAUUCGCACACCUUUUACUUCGGAGUCAAAUUCUACGCAGCCGACCCGUGCAAGUUAUUAGAAGAAAUCACCAGGUAUCAAUUAUUCCUUCAGCUGAAGCAGGAUGUCCUUCGCGGUCGCCUGCCAGUGGGUUUCGAGCUCGCCGCAGAACUGGCUGCAUACGUCCUACAAUCCGAGUUGGGUGACUACGAGCCGCGACGGCACGGACCCGGCUACGUGUCUGAGUUCCGUCUACUGGCACACCAGACGCCCGAACUAGAGGCCAGAGCAGUUGAGAUACAUCGCACACUCACUGGCAUCUCCCCAGCACAAGCCGAGCUCAGUUACUUAGACAAAGUGAAAUGGCUGGACAUGUACGGUGUUGACUUACAUCCUGUAUUGGGCGAAGACAGUGUGGAGUACUUUCUGGGCCUGGCGCCAAGUGGCCUGUUGCUUUUACGCGGCAAGCAUACGGUCGCUAACUAUUAUUGGCCGCGCGUCUCUAAACUGUACUACCGAGGACGAUACUUCAUGCUGCGUGUCGCUGACAAAAAUAACGAAACCCUAACUUACGGUUUCGAGUCACCGACACGCGCGGCGUGCCGUCAUCUUUGGCGAUGCUGCUCCGAUCACCACGCGUUCUUCCGUCUACAGCAGACCUCACCAGCAUCCGCAGACAUGUUUGCACUCGGCUCACGGUUAAGAAACAGCGGCAAAGGCGCGCGACCCCGGCCGCCACCCGCCUUUACGAGGACACCGUCGCGGCGCAUUUCGAGGCCUCCCUCCGCUUACUCCUCCUUACUGGAUGUGCCAAAGCUAGAAGACUUGAGAAUAAAAGACUGUCCCCCUGAAGUAAAGCAACCUACCUCAGUGAACCGACCUAAUUCAAUAAGCGGCGAAGGUUUAGUUUACGAAGCGGGAUGCGCUGGUGGUGGUGGUGGCAGUUCCCCGCGCUCUACGAGGUCUGCACCCGCGCGGCGCGGCCUGUACGCCGUCUCGCCAAGCGCCACGCGGCCGCCGCCCGCUCCUCGGCACCGCUCAGCUUCAGUCGACUCCCAGAGCUCCAACGACUCCAGAUCAAACCGCAAACACCGGCACCGGUCGCGACGGCAGCAGUCGGACGCGGAGAGCGAGCUAUCCCGGGGCUCGGGCCGCUCCGGUCGCUCCGGCCGCAGGCACCGACGGCAUCGCUCACGUCAUAAGCACGACUCCGGCUCCGAGAGAGACGACUCACAACCCGACACCAAAGAAUACGAGUUAGUGGAUUCAGAAUCUCAAUGGAAAGAAGUGCUGAGACAAACGAAUGCCGGCAGUGGAGUCCAGGUUGCGAGCGUUCGUCGGUCACAAAUGGAACCUGAAACGGGUACCCAUCGUUCCUCUCAUAGGCCUAGGAGACAUAGGAAACAUCGGUCAAGAUCAGGUUCACCUAAUGAGAAGAAAUGGUUACCCACUGAGCUGAAACAGCAUUUAGAAUUCUCUUUAGUGGAUACAGAGGGGAUGACGGAGGAACAAUUGAAGGAGAUCCCUUAUACGGUUGUCCAAACGAGUCAUGCACGUCAGACUAAGCUCCGGACAUCGUCGAAACAUCGCCAGGGUGAACACGGCUCGUUGUCGAGAAGGGAGAAAAACUCGGGAUCUCUUGUAAAAAGUAACCAAGACAUUCACAACCAAGGGUCGUUAAGGUCAAGUUCCAGCACUUUAAGUACGCACAAAAAUAAUGAUAAACAUGGAAGACGGGCUUAUUCAGGUUACGAAGAGCAACUAUCACGGUCUGGCGACGACUUCCUACAUAACGGCUACAAGGGUCCACCGACGCCGGUGUCAAAUAACAACAAUCCAUACAGCCCCGUCACCAACAGCAAUAGUAACAGUUCCAGCGGGGAACUGAUCUCUGGCAGCGCCCGUGUAUCUCACGAACACACAGAUUCAGGCCUAGGAGCAGAUCAAGACUACGCAUACUCUUCGGAAAGGUCGAGCGACAGCGCGAAGUGUGGCGCUGGGGGCUCCGGUGGCACAGUGCCAGUGAGUAGGCAGUGGACGCUGGGUGCUGGCGCGGGGUGUGUGGGGUACGCGGGACGCGCAGGGGCGGGCACGGGCGCGGGGUUGGCGCGCCGGCCGCCCGCAGCGCCGCGUACGCGCAUGUCCGCCUCUGGCUCUCAGCGUUCGCUGCUAUCGGUGGCCAGCGACAGUGCCACCUCGCGGCGUGCGCGCGACCUCACGCAGCGCUACCCUCACCCCGCAGACAGUGGCUUUUCUCUCUUCAGACAUGCUAGCAACAACAACAUAAUGGUGGGCGAGAGCGGAUCGCUGGCGCGGCGAUACGCGCGGCCGUCGCGAGAGUCGCGGGAGGGGCGCGACUGCAACUCCAACGUGCCGCGCACGCAUGCCCGCCUCGCGCACCACGCGCACGCGCAUGCGCACCACGCGCAUCAUGCGCACGUGCGACACGACAACACUCUCGACAUUAUCUUAAAACCACUCAUUGAGAGCACGCAGCUUCAGAGCAAUUAAAGACAACGGAUGAGUCACUAUCAGGAACAAAGGUGUCUACGUCUAUCGACGUUGGAAAACAAGGAGCUGCAGAAAUGAGUACUGAAUUGUG
This is a messenger RNA of Papilio xuthus (Asian swallowtail), 3159 nucleotides long. RefSeq names its product band 4.1-like protein 4. Lineage: Eukaryota; Metazoa; Arthropoda; Insecta; Lepidoptera; Papilionidae. Gene Ontology annotation, biological process: actomyosin structure organization. The transcript is spliced from 21 exons. The record is from RefSeq and is a predicted model, not a curated record. Gene Ontology annotation, cellular component: cytoskeleton. The coding region runs from base 339 to 3068 and encodes 909 amino acids.